AUGCUGCCCGCCACUUCUCAGGCCUUCCGGGCCGGUGCCCGACGAGCCGCUCCCCGUGUCGCUGCUGCUCGCGCCAACGCCAGUGUCAAAAUCGCCGCUCCGACCACGCUCCGAUCCAUCAACGCCCGAGCUAUCUCGACCACAUCGCGAGCUCUGGCCUCGUCGCCUAGUAGGGAUAGAACUCGGGAGAUUGUUGCGCAGACUAUCAACAGCAUUGGCAGCAAGCGGGAGGGUGAGCAAUACCUCAAGCUCUUCACCUCGGUCGAGUCCCAGAAGUUUGCUGUUAUCAAGGUCGGCGGUGCCAUUCUUACCGAAUACCUCGAUGAGCUUUGCCGUAGCAUGCUCUUCCUUUACGAACUUGGCCUAUACCCGGUCGUAGUGCAUGGUGCCGGUCCUCAACUCAACCGGCUCUUGGAGGAGGCCGGCGUUGAGCCUCAAUUCGAAGAGGGUAUCCGAGUCACCGAUGCCAAGACUCUUGGAGUGGCUCGCAAGCUUUUCCUCGAGGAGAACUUGAAGCUUAUUGACCGUCUUGACGAGCUAGGUGUUGCUACUCGAUCUAUUAGCGGCGCUUUUAUGGCCGAUUACCUCGACAAGGAGAAGUGGCAAUACGUCGGAAAGAUCACAAAGGUCAACAAGGAAGCGAUUGAGAAAUCCAUCGAAGCUGGCUACGUCCCUGUUCUCACUUCUAUGGCCGAAUCUGAGGAUGGUCGUCUGCUUAAUGUCAACGCUGACGUAGCCGCCGCUGAGCUCGCACGAGCCCUUGAGCCCCUGAAGGUCGUCUACCUGUCGGAGAAGGGUGGUUUGUAUGACGGCGAUGGCGAGAAGAUUUCUGUCAUCAACCUGGAUGCUGAAUUCGACAACCUGAUGAGCCAGCCCUGGUGUAGAUACGGAACCCGACUUAAAAUUCGGGAAAUUAAGGACCUGCUUGAUACCCUCCCUCGUAGCUCCUCCGUCGCCAUUAUUCACCCCAGUGACUUACAAAAAGAGCUAUUCACUGAUUCCGGUGCCGGUACUCUCAUCCGCCGAGGAGACAAGGUCCGGAAGAUCUCCUCUCUCGACGAGGUUGAGGAUCUCGACAAGUUCAAGCAGACUCUGGUCCGUGACCGUGAGGGUAUAGAUGCCGAGGCCACUGUUGACCGCUUCGUUGAUCUGCUCAAGAAGAAGGAUUUUAACGCCUACUAUGACGAUGGCAUGCAGUGCUUGGCUGUCGUCCUGCCUGCCAGUGAGGAGCAACCCAUCGCCACACUUGCUACCCUGAACAUCACCAAGUCUGGCUGGCUCAGCAACAUCGCCGAAAAUGUCUUCGCUGCCAUCAAGAAGGACCACCCUAGCUUGGUCUGGACUGUCAGUGAAGAGGACGAGAAUCUGACUUGGUUCUUCGAGAAGGCCGAAGGUACCUUCAACAGGGACGGUAAUGUUCUGUUUUACUACGGAUGCGAUCUCCGCUCCGAAGCACUUGUCCCUGUAUAUGAGGACUUCAAGGCCCAUGGCCGAGCCAUGCUCGGUGACUCAAACCUCGAAGCUAGACUUCGCAGCGCUGCUAAGACUACAAGCGAGAAGCUGAACGCGCAGAGCCGCUCCUAG
Messenger RNA from Fusarium sp. VM40, 1584 nucleotides. NCBI's taxonomy places the organism in Eukaryota, Fungi, Ascomycota, Sordariomycetes, Hypocreales, Nectriaceae. The record is from the annotation of a GenBank genome assembly.